Messenger RNA from Sorex araneus (European shrew), 5600 nucleotides. It is a transcript of the gene RUNX2, whose product is annotated as RUNX family transcription factor 2. Gene Ontology annotation, cellular component: nucleus. Bases 93 to 1628 code for a protein of 511 amino acids. NCBI's taxonomy places the organism in Eukaryota, Metazoa, Chordata, Mammalia, Eulipotyphla, Soricidae. Gene Ontology annotation, biological process: regulation of cell differentiation; neuron differentiation; hemopoiesis. The transcript is spliced from 7 exons. Gene Ontology annotation, molecular function: DNA-binding transcription factor activity, RNA polymerase II-specific; RNA polymerase II cis-regulatory region sequence-specific DNA binding; ATP binding. The record is from RefSeq and is a predicted model, not a curated record.
UCGCCUCCACCCCCCCAAUUUCCUCCUCCUCGCCCCUCAUUUCCACCCUCCUCCCCCUCCCCCGGCCACUUCGCUAACUUGUGGCUGUUGUGAUGCGUAUUCCCGUAGAUCCGAGCACCAGCCGGCGCUUCAGCCCCCCCUCCAGCAGCCUGCAGCCCGGCAAGAUGAGCGACGUGAGCCCCGUGGUGGCUGCGCAGCAGCAGCAGCAGCAGCAGCAACAGCAGCAGCAGCAGCAACAGCAGCAGCAGCAACAGCAGCAGCAGCAGCAGCAGGAGGCGGCGGCGGCGGCGGCGGCGGCGGCAGCGGCGGCAGCGGCGGCGGCGGCGGCUGUGCCUCGGUUGCGACCGCCCCACGACAACCGCACCAUGGUGGAGAUCAUCGCAGACCACCCGGCCGAGCUCGUCCGUACCGACAGCCCCAACUUCCUGUGCUCCGUGCUGCCCUCGCACUGGCGCUGCAAUAAGACCCUGCCGGUGGCCUUCAAGGUGGUAGCCCUUGGAGAGGUACCAGAUGGGACUGUGGUUACUGUCAUGGCGGGUAACGAUGAAAAUUAUUCUGCUGAGCUCCGAAAUGCCUCUGCUGUGAUGAAAAACCAAGUAGCAAGGUUCAACGACCUGAGAUUUGUGGGCCGGAGUGGACGAGGCAAGAGUUUCACCUUGACCAUAACUGUCUUCACAAAUCCUCCGCAAGUAGCCACCUAUCACAGAGCUAUUAAAGUUACAGUGGAUGGACCCCGAGAACCCCGAAGGCACAGACAGAAGCUUGAUGACUCUAAACCUAGUUUGUUCUCUGACCGCCUCAGUGAUUUAGGGCGCAUUCCUCAUCCCAGUAUGAGAGUAGGUGUCCCGCCUCAGAACUCACGGCCCUCCCUGAACUCUGCACCAAGUCCUUUUAAUCCACAAGGACAGAGUCAGAUUACAGAUCCCAGGCAGGCACAGUCUUCACCGCCGUGGUCCUAUGACCAGUCUUACCCCUCCUACCUGAGCCAGAUGACAUCCCCAUCCAUUCACUCCACCACCCCACUGUCCUCCACACGGGGCACUGGGCUUCCUGCCAUCACCGACGUGCCCAGGCGCAUUUCAGAUGAUGACACUGCCACCUCUGACUUCUGCCUCUGGCCUUCCACUCUCAGUAAGAAAAGCCAGGCAGGUGCUUCAGAACUGGGCCCUUUUUCAGACCCCAGGCAGUUCCCCAGCAUUUCAUCCCUCACUGAGAGCCGCUUCUCCAACCCACGAAUGCACUAUCCAGCCACCUUUACUUACACCCCGCCAGUCACCUCAGGCAUGUCCCUCGGUAUGUCCGCCACCACUCACUACCACACCUACCUGCCACCACCCUACCCCGGCUCUUCCCAAAGCCAGAGUGGACCCUUCCAGACCAGCAGCACUCCAUAUCUCUACUAUGGCACUUCGUCAGGAUCCUAUCAGUUCCCCAUGGUGCCGGGGGGAGACCGGUCUCCAUCCAGAAUGCUUCCGCCAUGCACCACCACCUCGAAUGGCAGCACGCUAUUAAAUCCAAAUUUACCUAACCAGAAUGAUGGUGUUGACGCUGAUGGAAGCCACAGCAGUUCCCCAACUGUUUUGAAUUCUAGUGGCAGAAUGGAUGAAUCUGUUUGGCGACCAUACUGAAUUCCUCAGCUGUGCCCCAGCGGUAUCUGGGAACCACGUCCCAAAAGUAUCGAUAUAUACAUAUAUAGAGAGGGUGCAUAUAUAUGUAUAUUGAUUAGCUUUCUACAAAGUGCCUCUUUUUUUAGAUUUUUCAGUUCACUCAGUGGUGGUCUUGCAACCAUAAGAGGGUAGAGAUAUUCAGAAGCCAAAGGCCCGAGAGAGACAAUCAGACCAUCAGGUUUAAGAUGGUUUUCUGUUUAAAAUGUGUUUUCCAAGCCAAGGAAAAAGGUAUUUGUGUUGUUGUUGUUGCUGUUGUUGCCUGCUAUCACAAAUAACCUGUUCAUAUGCCAAUUCAGCGAGGUGGACUCCAGGUUCAGGAGGAAGAAAAGCAAAACCACUUCCUCUCUGUGCUUUGAAGCCACACUCCUUCAUGGUUGCAGCUGUGUAAGGACCAGUGCACCCGCAGACCAGCUUACAAAGCCAGGGGAGGUGCACGCAAAGGGACCCAAGGUAGAAGGAUGCUUCCAUGACACCAUGAUCCAUUCACAGUCACUGUUCCAAAUGUGCUUUCAGACUUGCUGCAGGUACUCACUGGAACUGUUUAGUUCAGUUGGGUUUUAUUUUUUUCCCCUUCUACAUCAAAGAAAGUUGAUUUCAAAAAAUACUGAUCAGGAUAGAUUCUUUUAUUUUACUUUUUAUUCAUUUUUUCCCUUUCCCAUCUUACCAAAAAGGAAUCCCAUUCUGAACCUCCCCACCCUAAUCUCUUAUGCAAACUGAAAAUAGCAAUACCGAAUUAUAGCCAUAAUGGUAUAUAGAUAGUGUUUGCGUUUGGCUGUGUGUUAUUUGUUUUCUUUUUUUAAAUUAUGAAUAUGUAUAAAAUUUGAGGUAACUUGCUAACGUGAAUGGUCAUAUAACUUUAAAGAUAUAUUUAUAAUUAUUUAAGGACAUUUGGACCCUUGAAACAUUUCUUAGUGUAUUGAUAUGUUGACUUCGGUCUCUAAAAAUGCUCUUUAUUAAGUAACAAAUUUUUUUCAGUGGGCUAGAGCCAUCUCUGAAAUAUUGCUAAGCAAUUUCAUUGCUGGAUUCAGCAAUCCAGGCACAAUGUGAUCUUUCAAAAUACUUCCAUCUCCAAAUAUUUAGAUGUAGCUUGUUUUUGUGAUGUAUGAAGGAAAUGUUAUGUUUAGUUCUUUUCAGAUCUUUGCCUUUAACACAGCUUUGCCUUUUAAAGCAAUAAUUAAGGAUUUAAAAAGCAACUUCACCCGUUAUCAUUUUAUGUUGCCCUUUAUCAGCAUGAGAUGCUGAAGUGAGGUGGUUUCCUAAUUUCUCUCAAAUGAUAAUGAAUCUUGUCAUGUUGAAAAGACAGCGCGAGUGAACUUUAGAAAAAUGUACGUGUGUUUCACAGUUAGAGCUAAAUCAUUGGGUUUCACAGGGAAGUCCUCAUCGGCUGAAAGCCACACACAUGGUUGAGGAACCAAUCUUGAUAUACACAGUGCAGGAGGCAAAAUUGCACCAGGGAUCCUUAACCAGUCUGCCUUGGCAAACAGAACGCCUAGAGAACAUACAUCUGUCUGACCCCAACCCCACUAGCAGCUAGUUCUCCACGGAAUUUGCAUUUAAAGCAGCAGAAAUAAAUCAUUGUCUUCUGGGAGCAGGUCAUUGGAAAUAGCUAUCAAGUUCCAGCCCAGCACGGAAAUUAGAGCCUGUGAGGACCUAGAAAAUAGGACUUUGGAUGUUUUUAUUUCUCACAAUAGAGAGGAAAGGGAAGACAAACGUUAGGUGCAGCCCGGUAUCUCCAAUUGUGUAUAAAUUUGAGCUAACACCCUCCUGUAGGAUGAUGCACUUUGACCACUCCUGACGGCCACAUGGCUAGUUCUCAAGUGUGAAAAUGGAAUCCAAACCAGAUCACUGAAUGACACCACCUGGUAAAACCCUGGCCUCUUCAUGGGAAUCCCAGGCCUUGCCCCUUGUUCCCUAAGCAGGACUUUGUAGGAUUGUCUCCAGGUCCAGAGGUUUCUUGCUUCUCUAGGGCCCUUCACAGACCACCAUCACCCCGCAUUACAGCUAAACUUGGGGGGUAGGUAGUGCGACCUCUGCUUCUUGCCCGGGAGUCUCCCUUGGAAUUCACCCUAAUAAAAAUUGAGGGGAAACCAAACAAAACAUUUUGCCUUCUAAAGGUUGUAUACCAAGUAUGCUUAGAUAAAUAAGCCACUUUUCUAUUCCUUAAGUAAAAUGGAAGUAGUAAUUCAUGCUAUUUAUUGUUUGUGUGUGGUAGCUUGAAGCACGCCACUGUCCAUUUAUUUGUAAGUGUAAAAUGUGUGUUUUUGUUUCAGCAGCACUUAAAAAAGCCAGUGUCUGGUUACACAUUUCAAUUUUUAAUUAAUUGACAUGAAAAUGUUACAGUCAGUGCCAGCUGUAUCCUAUUUAAUAAAAAGGUACUCUAUUUGUACAUUAUUUUUUAAUGUUAAAGGGCUUUUUUAAGUUUACAAUACACGAUUCGAUACUAAAUGACUGUAGGGAUGCUUUUGUGUUGAAAUGUUAUUAUAGCGGCUGCAGGCAGCAACCCAAAAACACUUUAAAAGUUUUUUUUUCUGUCCUUGGGAAAACUUUAAGCACCUCUUCCUUCCACCCUUAAUUCAACCACCCCAGUGGGGGUAAUUUAGGUUUCUCAAGUCAAAUUCUGCCCUUUUUUGGCCCUGGGGUUAAAUUUUCUUUUGAUUUUUUUUAAAAAACAUAAUCCUUAAUUUACACUGGGUCAUGUGUAUGUUGUGAUUUCAAGACCAAAGCGACACCAUAUUAGUUCUACAGAGCCGUGCACUAGCCAACUCACUAUUGCCUUCACGUCCAAAUGGCUUGUUUUAUUAUGUAGCACAAAUAUUGCUGAGUUUACAGUAUGACAAUGCCACCAUUUCCCCCCCUCUUUUUUUUUUUUACUUUUUGGGUUAUACCCGCCAUUGCACAGGGGUUACUCCUGGCACAAAUUCUGCUUUGUGCCACAAGUCCUGCACUCAGGAAUUAAUCCUGUCAGUGCUCGGUGGACCAUAUAGAAUGCUGGGAAUCGAACCUGGGUUAGCCGCAUGCAAGGCAAACGCCCUACCCACUGUGCUAUCACUCCAGCCCCAUUCCCUCUUUUUUUUUUUUCUUAAUCUAUUUCAGUUGUCUCCAAAAUCUUAUCUGGGCUCUACCAGAGUCCCAGAACAGGUAACACUGCUUUGGCCCAGAACUGAGACUCACAGAUGAGCUAUGUCCCCCUCUUUCUGUCUUCCUCCACCAAAGCCCUUUAAACAGGAGCAAAGAAAUUCACAGGGUUUAAAUUCAAGCUUUGUAACCUCAAAGGGGAGAUGUGUGUGCUGGCCUAAAGAACUCCUUCCAUUCCCAGGAAAGGAACUGAUUCAGACUCUAGGUUAAUACAUGGAAACACAAAGCAUUAUAAAAAUAAUAAUUCUGUCUACAAUAUUUUAAAGGACAAUAAUAAGUAACAGACGGUUCUUCCAAGCCUUGGAUUUGUUGUUCUUAAAAAUCAUGAUGCAUUUAAGAGAUAUUUUCUAUGUGAGAAAUUUUAGAUGUUUGUUUACUUCAUGUUUACAAAUAACUGUUUGCUUUUUAAUGCAGUACUUCGAAAUAUAUCAGCCAAAACCAUAACUUACAGUAAUUUCUUAGGUAUUCUGAAUAAAAUUCCAUUUUUUGGAUAUGCUUUACCAUUCUUAGAUUUCUGUGGAACAAAAAAUAUUUGUAGCAUUUUGUGUAAAUACAAGCUUUUCAUUUUUAUUUUUUCCAAUUGCUGUUGCCCAAGAUUUGCUUUCCAUGCACAUAUUGUACAAAUUCUGCUUUGUGCCACAAGUCAUGAUUGUGGAUGAGUUUACUCUUAACUUCAAAGGGACUAUUUGUAUUGUAUGUUGCAAUUGUAAAUUGAAUUAUUUGGCAUUUUUCUCAUGAUUGUAAUAUUAAUUUGAAGUUUGGAUUGAAUUUUCAAUAAAAUGGCUUUUUUGGUUUUGU